Messenger RNA from Colletotrichum navitas, 1199 nucleotides. RefSeq lists its product as uncharacterized. Lineage: Eukaryota; Fungi; Ascomycota; Sordariomycetes; Glomerellales; Glomerellaceae. The coding region runs from base 403 to 1107 and encodes 234 amino acids. The transcript is spliced from 2 exons. The record is from RefSeq and is a predicted model, not a curated record.
CCCCUAUUGAUGCAGCCUCUGCUCGCAAAUAUUCCCCCGUCCCGUGCAGAUGUCUACGGAUAAUGGUUAGGGGGGGACUGUCACCAAUCCAGUUUGCAGGUCUGCGCAGAGAGUGGAGAGGCAGCGAUGCAGCAAUGAUGAUGACAUGUGGCGGGGAGAAUACGUGAACUGCCGCCCGUGAUAUGACGUCAAAAAGACAUAUUCGUCCUCUCAAGCAUGGUAACCGAAUACCUAGAUUUUAGGGAAGUCCGUACGUACGUAGUAAUAAUAUUAAACGCCAAAAGGCAUGGCCGUACGACCAAUGCUGAAGGCAUGGGCAAACAUGACCGGAACAGAAUCUCUGUCAAGUGAUAGCCGAAGCCGCUCUCAACUUGCCACGUCUCUUUUUCCUCUUCUUCAUAGAUGCAACGCUGCGAUCUAGUCAACGACCAGACAAUGACAACGAAGCCGAACUCCAACGCCGGAGACCCGCUGAGUACCAAGAACCACGUGCUCCAGGCUGGUGCAUCGGCGAUUCAGGACUUUGCGCCUCUCAAAAACAUCUGCGCCCAUCUCAACGCUUUCCAUGCCUACGCAUCGGACCCCUCCCGUGCCGUGGAAGCAAAUCACUACUGCGGCCAUCUGAACGAGGACGUGCGGCAGUGCAUCCUCUACGACAGCCCCGAGCCUAACGCGCGCAUCAUCGGCAUCGAGUACAUGAUCACGCCCAAGCUGUACGAGACGCUGGAGCCGGAGGAGCGCAAGCUCUGGCACAGCCACGUGUACGAGGUCAAGUCGGGCAUGCUCAUCAUGCCGCAGGCGACGCUGCCGGACGCCGUCUGGGAGGCGGCGGAGAACAAGGAGAUGGAGCAGGUGGUCCACCUCUACGGCAAGGUCUACCACCUCUGGCAGGUCGACAAGGGCCACCGGCUGCCCCUCGGCGAGCCGCAGCUCAUGACCAGCUUCACCAGGCCGGGCCAGUUGGACUUUGACAAGUACGUCAACGAGCGGGACCGCAGGUUCAGGUCGGACUACAAGCGAAAGCAGGAGGCUCGCGAGCACAUCGAGACACCCGCGGUUCAUCCCGACGCUGACCAGGCCUGGAAUAACCAUAGCAAAGAACCAUAGCAAUGAAGCAUAAAGAUAGACAUUAGACUGUCAAACACUGAUGAGGUUGCCUGCAACGCCGACACUUCUCUUUUUCUGAUGGGGUCUCCUGC